Bursaphelenchus xylophilus (pine wood nematode) is the source of this 2509-nucleotide messenger RNA. The record is from the annotation of a GenBank genome assembly. NCBI's taxonomy places the organism in Eukaryota, Metazoa, Nematoda, Chromadorea, Rhabditida, Aphelenchoididae.
AUGACGGAUUUCGACGGGAAAUCUGACAAGAUAAAGUCAAAAUGGUCAUGUGGUUUAUGUACGUACAAUAACAUUGCUGGACAGUUGAACUGCGAAUUAUGUGGAACUCCACGAUUUGGACCGAAGGUGGCCGAAUCUGCCAUUCAGAAGCAAGCCGAGUUGCUGUCGAUAAAAUGGACUUGCUCAACUUGUACUUUUGCCAACAUUGAAAGUGCUGAUAAGUGCGCAAAAUGUGAAAAUUCUAGACCAUCGGGAUCGGCAACAAGUCAACAGAAAAGUGCGCCUGAGAUUACGGAAGUUCCAAUAAUUGAGAAUGAUGAUUACUUGAACACUGUCCAUUUUAAUUCAGGUGUGUAAUGUUAUUACUCACCCAUUAGUUUCUUCAAAACUUAAUUUUUAAACUUUUUUAGAGAUAGCUUCAAGUUCUGAGAUAAAAUGGAAGUGCCUUCGGUGCACUUAUCUGAAUUUCCCGAAUGCUAUGAAAUGCACAAUGUGUUCAUGUUCAAUCCCAAAGAGUAGUAAGCGUGAGUGUAUAUACUAUAGUUUUGUUUAUUUUACGUUUAGUUGUACAUACAAAAAAAUUUUUAGUAAGAUCAUCCGGUGUUCAGAAGCCGCUAAGAAUAUCAAAGGAUUUGAUCAAGUCCCACACAUCCCCGGUCGUAGAAGCUCUGGCCACAAAAAGAAAUCAGUUCUUGGUAACCGGCUGUCUUUCGAGAUAUAUCAAUUUUUAUACUGGGCAUGCCCUGAGGGAGGAUCUUUUCUUUCGUUCGAUUGGAGCCCUUGCCAAGUCCCCUCAAGUCGCGCUUGACGAAAUUGUAAACUAUUUGGUUAACGAUGGGAAUGUAAAGAGGGCCUUGAAUUACUUUGAAGUAAGUCGGUAAAAAAAUUGCCGUUUAUUGUUUAGCAUCUGGUAGUGUUGUCUUUUGCCCCAGAGUUACACGUACUGCCAGGUGAUGACCUACUUGCGAUAGCUAAGAAAGCAGGACAUUCAGAAGUUGUAAAGAUGCUGACGAGAGCUCUGAACGAGACAGACAACAUGCCCUGUGCUGCGGCUGGUCCUUCGUCCGAGUUAUUUUGUCGUAUCAACCACAUUUUCCACUUUUGUAGACCGCCAUAUAACCUUCCUUUUCGACCAUAUAAUUUCAAUAUAUUUAGACGUGAGUUUAAUUAGAGCAUAACAGGUUGUACCGUUCCUCCAAUAGCUAAUCUUUCAUGUUUUAGUGCCUUUUCCGAAGAAUGACUUCACCAAAAGUCUUCUACAGGAGAUGUUGGAGAACAAGUUUGAUCCCAUCAUGAGGCAAUCCCUUCUUCGCUAUGUUCAGAUAGUUCCCAGCAAGACCCAGGACGUCAGACUGUCUACCAUUAUGAGUUGUCCUUCUACUUUAUUAAUGAAGAACCGUGGGGGAAACGAGAGUUUCUUCGAUGCCAUUCUUCAAUCCAUGUUUGGUGUUUGUGAUCGGUACAGAGCAUUGAAAACUCAGCUCCAUGAUCAUAUAAUCAGCUAUGCCUCAAGAUAUGAAACAAUCUAUAAAAUGCAGUGUCUGGAAAUGUCAACAAAGGUGGGAUUGUCCAUGACGAAUGAUGACAUCGAUGAAAUGUGGCAGCAUAAUAUGAUUAUUAACGAAGAACGACAAGUAGAAGCUGUGAGUUUUUAUAAAAGUAUUUAUUUAAAACCACAUUGUAGAUCCAUAUAUUUGCGCUUUCCCAUUUACUUCAAAGGCCAAUUAUCAUACUUCCGGUGUCGCCGAUUGUGAAUAACUCCAAGAGACCGGCCAAUCUCCUCAGUAUGGCCACCUCCAGGUCAAGUGCAUAUCAUUUUUUGGAAGGAUUCUAUGUACCCGUUUUCCUCGAGACUGAGGUCGUUUCUCGAUCGCCUUUAUGUCUGAUCCAUGAUAACGGAAUGUUCUACAGUUGGAUUACCAACGACGGUAUGUCCUUUUCUGAAAGCUGGCACUUUGCAUGUUUCUAGAUGAUUCAAAUGCCACCCAGAACUUUGUCAUCGUGAAUUAUCUCCGGACCCAAUUUCACUCAUUGUUCAGAUUUGUCGAUGAGAGUCACGAAAAGAGAGCUCGCUCUUUUCUUUCUCUUGUUCAACUUACACCUUGCAGUGUUGCGGUCAGAUUGAACAGCCACGAAUGUCUAGAAGAGGCCACCAAUUUUUAUUGUAAGUUUAUUUUGAUACUUACAGAUUGCUUUAAUUUUAGAUGAAUAUUUUAUGGCUGCCGAAAGAAGUCUUCAAGAGCAAAGAAGUGUAAAAGUUGUGGAUGUAAUUCAUCGGAUGAAUCUAUCAAAUGACUGUAAUCUAAGCAUUACCAAAAUGUUUUCAUCCAGUGCAAAACGGAUGUUGUCGCACAGAUUUCCAUAUAAUUAUGUAAGUGUUACUUUGUCUAUUCGUUAAAUUUACAUGUUAUAUCUUCAGGAUUCUGGCAGUUCGAGUGAAGCGGACAGUGAGGAUGAGGAAGAUGAAACGGCCACCAAGAUGGCCAAGGUCUCUAACUGCCCGAAUUAA